ACCUCCAAAUCCAGCGGAGCAGCAGGUAACAAACACCUCUCCCUGGGUGAUGGUUUGUGCAGCCAGUGGUUGGCAAGGGUGGGGCUGGUCGCUGGCACCAGGGUGCUGCAGGUACCGCAGCUGCUGUCGGUGCUCGGAGGCGCAGGCAGCUGCAGGAUUUCGCUGGUGCACGGGGGCUUCAGGGCGCAGACGGACAGGGUCCCAGCUGAGGCUGCUGGUGGGGACGAUGGCAGGUCACCGACAGCUCGUCCUCCCCCUUCAAGGCCUGCUGCUCUGCGUCGUGGCUCUGCACUUCGGCUCCUGGGGCCCUCUUGCCACAGCAGAGCACGAAGCGGCCCCCAACGCCUCCUCGGUGGCCCCCAACGCCUCCUCGGUGGCCCCCAACGCCUCCUCGGUGGCCCCCAACGCCUCCUCGGUGGCCCCCAACGCCUCCUCGGUGGCCCCCAACGCCUCUGUGAACAGUACAGAAGGAACACUGCUCACCUGCCAGAGCUUCCAGUGCUCUGGGGAGAGGUGUUACCAGGAUGAAGCCUAUGCCAACGAGACGGCCACCUGCCACAACGAGACUUUCUGCGAGCUUUAUCGUUUCUCCAGCACAAACUACACAGCCAGGUGCAGCAGCGCGUGCGGCGCGGAGCCGUGCGGGACCAACAGCAGCGUGAGCUUGCAGCAGUGCGCCCUGGAGUGCUGCGACACCCCGCUCUGCCUGCAGCUCAAUGCCAGCUCCUACGGUGACCUGCCAGCCACCACCACGCCGCCCACCACCACCGUCGCCACCACCCCCCGGCCUCCCCCCCGAAAUGGGAAGGUCUGUGCAGCAUUCUCCUGCCAUGGGGAUGGAUGUUUCAAGGGGAAGAAGGCCACUGCUAGAUGCAUCGUUGGGUAUGACUUCUGUCAGAUGAAGAAGACUGGCCUGGAUUUUGUGGCAGGAUGCAGCAAAGCCUGCAAGGCUGCCAAGCCCGUCUGUGCUAAAGGCGUGAAGGCUGCCUGCUACCAGGAGUGCUGCCCCGCCACGCCAAAGGCCAGCUGCCUGAAGCUGGAUGGCAAAAUUCACGUCAACGGUGCUGGGCAGGCUCUUGUCCAUUCCGUACCGCUGUAG
Molecule: messenger RNA, 1099 nt
Organism: Cygnus atratus (black swan)
Lineage: Eukaryota; Metazoa; Chordata; Aves; Anseriformes; Anatidae
Exons: 10
Coding region: 50-1099 (349 amino acids)
Source: RefSeq, a predicted model, not a curated record